AUGUCGAAGCCACAAUUUAUCAGCUUGGAACCUGCGAACGAGCUACGAUUUAACGGUAAGGAUUUUAUUGUCUUCUUGGUUUUUAGGCUAAGGGGGGGGGAUGUUACUUAAGAAAACGUAAUGCUAGUUAACGAUGUUUGUCUUUUUGGGCAAAUUUUAAAGCAUCAUUGUUAUACUUUGACUAUAUGUUAAAUAAUCUUGAUUUUAAUGCUAAACGAGGCUUUGAACUUUGAUAUUCUAUGUCUUAACGUUAGUCUCCUUUUAACAGUCGAUGUGUUUUUGAAGCUAUUUAGCUCUAAAACAACUUUUUCAGGUCCUUUUACCGAGGUUGUCACAAGUCACUUAAAACUGCAAAAUGUCACCGACAAAGCAGUCAACUUUAAAGUCAAAACCACCGCUCCUCGCUUCUACUGCGUCCGACCAAACUGCGGCCAAAUCCCGGCUUCGGGCACAGUAACCGUGAACGUAAUGCUCCAACCGGUCGACCAAAUGCAAACCCUCGAAAAGGAGCGGUCUCGUCACAAGUUUCUAGUGCAAUCGGCCUUGGCCACGGACGAGCCAGUCGAACCUUUCUGGAAGUCGGUGGAUCCAUCCAAAAUCUCAGACGCUCGCCUCAAAGUUGUCUUCACGAAUCUCGACUCCACCAGCGACAAUGACACCGCACAGAACGAACAAACCGCUCACUACGUCUCCAGCGACAAAGGAUUCGAACCCAAACUUAACAAAACUACCGAAAGCCCGCUGGCUCAACAGCCUCGCCCGAACCUUGUCCAGAGAAACGCACCGAGCCACGAAGAAGCACCCAAAUCCAACGAGAAGGAAGUUGAAAACAGAAGAUUGACUCUGCAGAAUCAGGAGCUUAGAGUAGGUUUGGAGGGAAAAUAUCUAGAUUUUAAAGCUUUUUAAUGUUCUUAUUAUAAGCUUUAAUAUUCCGGCACAAAAAAACUAAUUUUCACUAAAAAACACUACUAAAACAAUAUUAACCAUGCCUUUUUUCAGCAAAAACUAAGCGAAUUGAUGGUAACCCGGUCGGACUCGAGCCAAGGCCUCCUCAACGUUCAAGUAUUGUUGGUCAGUCUGGCGGCUCUACUGAUUGGCAUCAUCCUCGGCAAAUUGUUCUAA
This is a messenger RNA of Bursaphelenchus okinawaensis, 1122 nucleotides long. Lineage: Eukaryota; Metazoa; Nematoda; Chromadorea; Rhabditida; Aphelenchoididae. The record is from the annotation of a GenBank genome assembly.